CUCUCGCUGUUAUUGAGAUCAGCAGGAAUGAACACUACUCGCUGCAUUACAGCCCCCUGUCUCAGAUAGCCGGGCACCCGGGCAGCUAGUGUGUGGUGUCACCGUAGCGGUGAAACAGGACGAGUUUGAAAUAAAUUCCCAGUUACUACCGAAUAUUUGAAUGGUCUUGCGGGUUACCAAGGCUUUCGUGUUUGCGAUCUACGCUUGGAUGAAGAAAUGACAAGGUUCCUGAAAGGGCUGGAAGGUGUGUGCUCGGACCUGCCCUUCCGUGUGUGAGCCCCUGGGGGCCUGGCGGGACUCUGGAGGUGCUCCGUGUGUGGAAUUCCUGGCUGCACCGGAAUCCCUGUGAAAAUGUUCCGAGGACCAACGCACUUUUGUCUUUCGCCUGUGUCUCCCUGCACCCCCCCGGCCCCCGGCUUUGCGAUCGUCUGCCCUCUGCUCUCUUUUCCCGUUGGCCGCUGGCAAUAAGGACUUCUCUGAACGGGGCACUUGGGACAUCUUACUCCAAAAUCGGGUGUGGGGGGGAAAAGAAGGGGGUGGCCCAUCGAGAGCGGCCUGUUUUGUGAGUGUUGUUAAAUCGCACUCAGUUGCCUGAAUCUGGUGUUUGUGUGUUUGGGAGGGGGAAUCGGCUCUGAAUUCAGUUUUCUGGGAGGGGGAAUCAGCUCUGAAUUUGGCGGUUUGCUGGGAGAGGGGGGGAACAGCUCUGAAUUUGGCAGUUUGCUGGGAGAGGGGGGAGCAGCUCUGAAUUUGGUUUUCUGGGAGAGGGGGGGAACAGCUCUGAAUUUGGUUUUCUGGGAGAGGGGGGGAACAGCUCUGAAUUUGGCGGGCUGCGGCGAGGAUGUCGGGGCCGGAGAUGGCGAUAAACAGCGAGGCGGGCGACUGGGGCGGGAGCGAUGACGCCGGGGAGCGCGCCUGGCUCCUGCAGAGCCCCAGCGUGGAGACGGGACCCCCCCCGCGCGAGCCGGAGCGGGAGAGGGAGGGGCGCGGGGGCGGGACCUCGGCCCUGGGCGCCGUCUUCAUCGUGGUCAACGCGGCCCUCGGCGCCGGGCUGCUCAACUUCCCCGCCGCCUUCAACGUCGCCGGCGGCGUCACCUCGGGGGUCACGCUCCAGCUGUGCAUGCUGGUCUUCAUCAUCAGCGGUCUGGUGAUCCUGGCCUACUGCUCCCAGGUCAGCAACGAGACCACCUACCAGGAAGUGGUGCGGGCGGUGUGCGGGCGCGUCACGGGGGUCAUCUGCGAGGUCGCCAUCGCCGUCUACACCUUCGGCACCUGCAUCGCCUUCCUCAUCAUCAUCGGCGACCAGCUGGACAAGCUGAUCGCAGCCAUGGCUCACGAGCCUGAGGGGGUGAUGGACGAUCACUGGUACACCGACCGCAGGUUCACCAUCGUGGUGACCUCAGUGCUGGUCAUCCUGCCUCUCUCCAUCCCCAAGGAAAUUGGCUUCCAGAAGUAUGCCAGUGCGUUAAGUGUCGUUGGUACCUGGUACGUGACCGUUGUCGUCAUCAUCAAGUAUAUCUGGCCGGACAAGGAGAUUUCACCAGGUUACAUUCCCACCAGUCCCUCCUCCUGGACAGACGUGUUCAAUGCUAUGCCCACCAUAUGCUUCGGCUUCCAGUGCCACGUGAGCAGCGUGCCCGUCUUUAACAGCAUGAGGAAGCGUGAGAUUCAGCCCUGGGGGGGCGUGGUCACGGCGGGCAUGAUCAUCUGCCUCUUCCCUCUCCCUCCCCCAGGUGUCUGCGGCUUCCUGUCGUUCGGCUCCACCGUGAAUCAGGACGUUCUGAUGUCAUACCCCUCCAACGACAUCGCCGUGGCUGUCGCCAGGGCCUUCAUAGUCGUCUGUGUGGUGACAUCAUAUCCCAUUCUGCACUUCUGCGGAAGGGCGGUGCUGGAGGGCCUGUGGCUGCGCUUCCGGGACGAGCCGGUGGAGGUGGACGUGGGGCGGGAGCGGCGGCGGCGGCUGCUGCAGACGGUCACGUGGUUCGCGCUCACCCUCCUCCUGGCGCUCUUCAUCCCGGACAUCGGCCGCGUCAUCUCCCUCAUCGGCGGACUCGCCGCCUGCUUCAUCUUCGUCUUCCCAGGCCUGUGUCUGAUUCAAGCCAAGCUUUCGGAGAUGCAGGAAGUUCGACCCGGAAGCUGGUGGGGGCUGGUGUCCUACGGCAUCUUCAUGGUGACCAUUGGAGCGUUCAUCUUUGGGCAGACCACAACCAGCGCCGUGUUCCGCGACUUCCUCUACCACGACAACCAAUAGGCAGCUGGCCGGGCGCGGGGUGGAAAAUGAGGAGGUGUGGAGAGAGAGAGAGAGAGAUAUGGAGGGGAGGAGUGUGCGAGAGGGGGAGGGUGGAUGGUAUAGAGAGGAGGACAGAAGCUGCUACACUGACCUCAGGAGAGAGGCACAGGUCCGUGCCUCAGGUGCACUGCCAGACCUCCCUUGUCCCUUCAUAGUCCUUCACCCUCCACUCCGACCUCUCUCCCUGACCUCCCUCCUUCUCUCGGGCUCUCCUUGGACUCCUCCUGCAUGCAGCCUCCCACCCCUACCGAUGCAUCGCUGCCACCAGUCUCAGCGCAGUCACCUCCUCGGCCCCUCGUGACGCGCUGGCACCACGCGUGCCGGACCUGAUAAUGUAAACAGGGCCUCGUCCUCUCUCUCCUCCUAAGAGCCGCGAUGAAGAGGAGCCACCCGGAACCCCACGUCCUGAUUGGCACAGCCGGACCUGAGAUGAAAUCUGAUUGGUGGUGAGGGCGGAAGGCACGACAGGCGAAGGGGGCGGGGCCAGUGGAAUUGAAAUUAUGGAAUCAAACCGAUGGAUUUAAUUUUCACAAGGCGGACACCUUUUCUGAUUAACUGUAAUUGCCUCUGCUGCUGGGAUGUGUUUGAUUUUAUGUUUUGCUGCUGAACUGGAGACCCUUAAUAUCAGAUGAUCAUUAUACCGGUUGUGGUCCCUCCUUCCCUCCUCUCCUCUCCAGUUGUGCUAAAGAUAGACCAUUGCCAAAGUACCACAAAGCAAACACAGGAAGCAUGCCACUUGGUAACAUGGUCACUGCAGUUCUGAAUCCUGACAGCAGGGGGCACUGUGAGCAGUAAAUGCAUGUUUAGUCUGUCUGUUGAUCCUGGCUUUCUUCCCCCUUGGCCUUGCAUUACGUUCAGAGUUCACACUAACACAUCUGGUUCACUGACCCUGGGCCUGGUAAAACUUGAGUGACAGUUAGAGUUUGUUCAGUUCACCCCAUCAGUUGAGUUUGGUCAAAUUUGGGGGAGAAAAAAUAUUAUGAAUUCUGAUGAAUCCCAGAGAACCCUUUUUAAAUUUGCUGCCACUAGCAAGAUGUUUAAUGUACAUGCUAUGGAAUGAAAAUGUAAAAUAGAUUUUUUUCCCUCAGUUCAUGUGACAAACAACUGACCAUUUGACCCCACUGCACCCCCAAUGAAAGGCCACAUUGUUUCCAAAUCUGCCUUUGUUCACCUUGUGGCCUAUAUAGGUGUCCUGGCAAGGUCCAGAAGCGUGGGCAUAGUCUAUUUCAAACCUCUGUUGUACCUGCGUCCAUUGAAUUUUCCUAAAAGGACCAUGGGCUGUUUUUAGUAUCUCAUGUAACUGCCUGUAAGGAAAACUGACUUACAUAAUGUCUUUAAAUGUCUGCCAGAAAGAAGAACAACAACACUAAUGCUCGUGCUGGUGAUGAUUUUAGCUGAAUCAACCUGUCAUGUUUUUAUACUGCUGAAUGUAUAAGAUACAAGGACAAGGAAACAAGGGUCCUAUGUAAAGGGAUUACGCUCCCUCUUAUUGGAUGGGUUUCAUAUUUUUUUUUACAGAACAUCUGAACAGGUUUGACCAUGUAAAGCAUGACAUCACAAAUAUGGGAUUCGUAUGUUCUAUAGAACUGGACAUUCCAAUGAUGAUGUAACAAUCACUACUGGUAACUGAAAGCAGUGGAGGUCUAGAACACUGACUUUGAAUUUUGAAAAAGACAUUCCAAAAAAAAAAAACCUUCUGUUAAGUCACAGGUUUUCUCACCAUCUUCCUAACGGAAAAGGGACACAUGCCAGUACAGAAGGCAGUCCUGGUGGCUUCCUCAGUCAUUAUUAAUAGCUUGGUUCCGUUCAGUUCCAAGCCCGGGCUGGAGACCUAGCUGAGAAGCGAGAGAUGUGAAUAAUUCAUGCAAUCAAGGGAAUUAUGUAGUACAGUCAACAGAGGCCCUCUUCGUGGGGUGUCCGAAAACAUCCAGUCUGACUUGGAAGGGGAUCAAGGAAAAGGGAUGAAUUCUGGGACUGAAAAAAUAGCUGCUUGUGAACACUUGUUUUUAGGCAAGGGAAAUACUUGUUUACACAGUGGAGUAAAAUUGAAGUUGUUUACUUGAAUUUAACUGGGUGCAGGGUCUGAAAAUAACUUUCUGGCUCACCUUCCAAGGGCAGGUAAACAUGUAAAAUUUACCAGAUUUUUUUUUCCUUUUUGUUUUUUUUACUGGCCAGCAAUAUUUGCAUGUAUUAUUUCAUUGAACAAAAUAAAGUUUUUAGUAUGCCA
Anguilla rostrata (American eel) is the source of this 4514-nucleotide messenger RNA. RefSeq names its product solute carrier family 38 member 7 (gene slc38a7). NCBI's taxonomy places the organism in Eukaryota, Metazoa, Chordata, Actinopteri, Anguilliformes, Anguillidae. Gene Ontology annotation, molecular function: L-glutamine transmembrane transporter activity; L-asparagine transmembrane transporter activity. The record is from RefSeq and is a predicted model, not a curated record. Bases 839 to 2248 code for a protein of 469 amino acids. The transcript has 11 exons. Gene Ontology annotation, biological process: amino acid transmembrane transport.